Molecule: messenger RNA, 1980 nt
Organism: Pseudogymnoascus destructans
Lineage: Eukaryota; Fungi; Ascomycota; Leotiomycetes; Thelebolales; Thelebolaceae
Exons: 3
Coding region: 621-1715 (364 amino acids)
Biological process (GO): maintenance of cell polarity; piecemeal microautophagy of the nucleus; endocytosis
Cellular component (GO): cytosol; membrane; intracellular membrane-bounded organelle
Molecular function (GO): sterol binding
Source: RefSeq, a predicted model, not a curated record
UCCCCCUUCACCUAAAUAGAAAAGGUAGCUUUCAUACUAAAUUUGACGUGUUUGGUACUUGCGCAUGUCUGGCAAUCAGCUCCCCCUGAUCCGCAGGCGUCAAUUGAUCUCGUCGCGCCUUCCAUCCCCGUGGUCGAUUUAUUGGUCCGUACAAGUCCGCCGGCCGCCAUAAGCUCCAACAUCUCCUCCCUCUUAUCACCUUCUCAUCUGUCUGUGGUCGGCUGGUCGUGUAGACAUAGCCGACGCGCCAUUAAGUCUGCGCCUUCGGCGGCGAGGUUUGUGUGUGAUUUUUUCUUCCUUCUUAUUACAUUUCAUCUCGUUGCCGUUGGCUUCAAAGAGGACGUUGUUCUGGCGCUUCGAGGUGCAGCUUACGGCGCGGAAACAACCCCGCGAUUUAUCGCCCACCGCCGCACUCCAACCGCCCGCCCUGCCUAUCUUAUCUCAACCCAGACCAGGCUAUAAUUGUUCCCUCAAACAUCCAUCAGAACACGCAAUAUCACCGCUAUCGCUGUAACCAAGUCCUCACGGCUGCGUACGACUUUGUCGACACACUAAGAUACUAAAGUUACUAUCUUCGAGUUGCAAGCUACUACUUACUACCUCCGCAGGGACAAGCCAUCAUGGCUUCAACCUCUAGCCCAUCCGCCAUCGAGGCCUCACAAGAGCCCCCACCGGCCCUAGCACCGAACUCUGUGCUUGCAGCUGCUGAGGCGGCCACCGAGAAGACACCGGAUGAUAGUUCGAAGCUGCGCAUGUUCUUGGGCAUUUUGAGAAAGUUCAUCGGCGUCAAGGACAUAGCAUCAGUGCGCUUCUCCCUCCCGGCGCAGUUACUAGAGCCCACGCCCAACCUCGAGUACUGGACGUACCUCGACCGCCCCGAAACCUUCGCCGCCAUCGGCGACUCCGACGAGGCUCUCGACCGCAUGCUCGAGGUCCUACGCUUCUGGUUCACCAAAGACCUCAAGUAUGUGAAGGGCAAGCCUUGCAAGCCAUAUAACUCGACCCUCGGCGAGUUCUUCAGGUGCAACUGGGAAGUCGCCGAAGUAGCCCCCUCCGUCGCGAGCCUCCGCGCCACCACCCCCUCCAGCUCCAAGUCCUCCCUCAAGUCCACGGCGUCGGCCAAACCCACCUCGCCCGCCCCCAAACCCACCGACGAGCCCAUCCGCAUCUCCUUCCUCACCGAGCAGACCUCCCACCACCCCCCCGUCUCAGCCUUCUACGUCGAGUGCCCCGCUAAGGGCCUCUCGGCGCGCGGCUUCGACCAGCUCUCCGCGAAGUUCACAGGGACUUCCAUUAAAGUCACACCCGGCGAGCAUAACCUCGGCAUCUUCAUCACCCUGCACAAGCGCGACGAUGAGCAGUACCAGCUCACUCACCCGGCCGCACAUCUAGGCGGUCUGCUCCGCGGUGGUCUAAGCGUCAGCGUGGGGGAUCAGUGCUACACCACCUGUCCCAAGACGCGCACGAAGACUAUCCUCCACUACCUCGAAGAGGGCUGGCUAGGCAAGGCCCAGAACCGAGUCGAGGGCGUGGUGUUCAAGUACGACCCCGAGAAGGACGAUAAGAUGCGCAUCGCCAAUGUGCCAGAGAAGGACGUGCUCGCGCGCAUUACCGGCAACUGGAAGGAGAAGGUGUUUGUGUCCUUUGCGCCGAAUUUUAAGGUCCGUCCUACUCCCCCCCCAAAAAAAACUCCUCCCCCUUCCUCUCCCAACUAACACUCUACAGACCCAAAUCUCCAUCAUCGACCUAACCCCCCUCACACUCACCCCUAAGAUCCUCCCGCCCGAGACCUCUCAGCUCCCCAACGAAUCCCUGCGUUACUGGUCCGGCGUUACCGAAGCCAUCACUUCACGCCAGUUCGGACGCGCGACAGUUCUCAAGACGGAGAUAGAGGAACGGCAGCGGAGGAAGGCGCGGGAGCGUGAAGAGGGGGGGAUAGAGUGGAGUCCGAGGUUUUUUGUGGGGAGUGUGACGCCGUUG